ACGGAGAGAGACACAUGCAGUGAGAAAGCAUAAGAUUCUGAGUUCACCUGAGAAGAGAAAAAGGGUUGAAAGAAAUCAAAGAGAGAUGGAAGCAUCAGUGGCUGAGGUAGAGAGAAUCUUAUGCUAUAGAUUCAAAAACCGGAAGCUUCUAGAAGAAGCUCUCACUCAUUCAUCCUUCACCGAAGGUGUUUCUUAUGAGCGUCUUGAGUUCAUUGGAGAUCCUAUUAUCAGUCUCGCAAUCAGUAAUUACCUUUUUCUCGCUUAUCCCAAUCUCGAUCCUGGCCGUCUGUCUAUUCUCCGUGCUGCCAACAUCAGUACCGAGAAGCUGGCACGCGUUGCCGUUCGCUACAGUCUCCACGUCUUCGUCCGCCACCACGCUCAGCCCCUCAUGGACCAGGUCGAACGUUUUGUGGAGGCAGUUUCCCUGGAGAAUCCUUCCGUUGUGUCGCACGGUGGUUCCGUUAAGGCGCCUAAGAUUCUCGCUGAUAUCGUCGAGUCGAUCGCAGGAGCUAUAUACGUUGACGUGGGAUGCGACCUGGAGAAACUCUGGAAGUAUUUUAGAAGAAUUUUGGAGCCCAUAGUGACACCUGGUGAUUUGGAGCAACAACCUCAACCAGUAUCGACACUAUUUGAAAUAUGCCAGAAAAGGGGGAAGCAUGUUGAGUUUAAACAUGUGCGAACCAAAACCGCUAGUAUAGCUAAUGUCUUUGUUGAUGGGAAGCUUAUAGCCUCUGCCUCGUCUGCACAAAAGGAUUUGGCUAAACUUGAAGCUGCCAAGAUUGCUUUGGAUAGUCUAGCAUCUCUGGUUCCUCCUCCCACCAGUAUAAAGCCUUCCAGCCGUAAUAUAGAGCUAAAUUUUUUUACCGACGAAGAUGGAAAUAUGAGUAUUGAAGCAGCUAAACAUAGACUACACGAAUAUUGUGAGAGUAGAAAAUGGUCUAAGCCUGUAUACAGUAUUGAAAAGGAUUCGGGUCCCUCCCAUGAAAGGAGAUUUAUUUGUUCUGUUCAAAUAACUAUGAAAGAAGAGGCGCGGAUCCUUCAAAUAUCUGGUUACGAAAAAUCUAGGGUGAAAGAUGCACAAAACUCUGCUGCUUCAAUGAUGCUUGUGGCCUUAUUUGAGAUGUAAUAUCAGAGAAUGAGUGGUGUUGUAAUUUUUUUUGGGGUGACUCCCAUCUCCUAUUGUAAUCUGUUAUUGUUUAAUCAUUCGCUAGCGUAGCUUCGCAUUUGAAAACGGCCUGUUUGAUGCUUAGCAAUUCGUUUGGAAAUUCAGUUUGGUCAUCUUAUUUAUAAUUGGACGUUGGCAAUAAAUCUGAAUAUUUAGUUCUGGCAAA
Vigna radiata var. radiata (mung bean) is the source of this 1331-nucleotide messenger RNA. RefSeq names its product ribonuclease 3-like protein 2. Gene Ontology annotation, molecular function: RNA binding; ribonuclease III activity. Gene Ontology annotation, biological process: siRNA processing. The transcript has 3 exons. Gene Ontology annotation, cellular component: cytoplasm; nucleus. Lineage: Eukaryota; Viridiplantae; Streptophyta; Magnoliopsida; Fabales; Fabaceae. The record is from RefSeq and is a predicted model, not a curated record. The coding region runs from base 86 to 1126 and encodes 346 amino acids.